UGUAUAUUCCUAGUGCGAAGAACCAGAAACAAAAUAUUUUUCUCUUUAGUAAGACAUGAAGAAUGCUUUGGGCUGUUCCUCACCGAAAAGAGGUACCAGCAAAUCAAUUACGAAUCUUUAAGAGGUCUGACUCGAUAUUUGGUCACUUACAGGGGAAACAAAUUUGAGCAAAAAGAAGCUUCUUUGAGACAUGUCUAUGUGGAUAUGUCUCAUUCUGGGUUAUAAUCUGUGAAAGACAAUUUUAGUAAGUCGUUGCAACUGUGGAGUUGUUGACUUGUUUUAAGGUCAGUAACACUAAUAUCAGAAACAUGGCCCACGAUGUGUGGUUGGUAACAGGAGUUAUUGUGGCUUUUAUCUUCCUGUGUGUUUUAUCAGGCGUGGUAACAUUUCCUCUCAAGAAUAAUCUUUACGACUUUCGGCCUAAAGUAAAGCAUGAAUCCAACUUAACACGCGAGGAAUCAAAGGCGGUCCUUACGCAUAGGCAAUUGCAGAACAAGUGGUUGACUGGUGCCCAUGUAACACUUCAGACUGAGAUAGGCAAUAAGGGAAGAACUGGGAAGACAAGAAUGAUUAGAUCCCGUAUGCAGAUACUGGAUAAGUAUUAUGUCAAUCCUGAUAAAAUGAAGAGAAUAGUUACCAAAGAAAGCUCCUCAGGGGACGUCAAUGAACAGUCAGCUUUAUUAUUAGAAGACCCAGACCUAACUACCCAUAGAAAUAAGUUUGAAGAUAGUGACCUCAGAACGUUGCUGAUUAACGCAAAAGUAUACGACGCAAAUUCGGUCGAGGGCUCUGCGAUUGUGAACAUUGCGUCACUCCUCGAGAAGUCAGGAGAAUCUCAGGCUGUAAAGAAGAACAAUAUUGGUAGAAUACCUGCACAUGCAGCCUCUCGAUAUCAUGCCCUUAGGCAAGAAAGCAACGUAAACCCAAGCUGGAAGUCCAUGACACCUUCUCGCUUUAGAUAUUUGAACUCACUUAUUAAACCACAAUUAGGAGGAAUAUCUGAUGAUUUGAAUGAUUUAGAGGCUCUACGUAAUCAUGCAAAGGAUGUUGAAGUGAGAGCGUUGAGUAAUGGUUUGAAAUCUUCCAAACGAAAGCUUGACGGUCAAUUAUGGGACGAAAGGUCUACAACAGCACAAAACGCUAUAAAACGUGCAAAGAAUACGAUGAAAGAACAAAAUGAUGGGGGUACAUCCAGUACAGAAAUGGAGACUGCUGCAAGAAAUCGCCCUGGUGACCUGUUUUUAUUAGGGAAUCCGGAUGAUAAAAGCUAUUUUCAAAGUGCGUUUAUGGAAAAUCCUACAGCGAUCCAUCUUAUAACAGCUGGUUCAGCACAAGAUGAAUAUUUCCACAGCAAUGGUUCGAUUGUAGGACUGACGACUCCCCGGAAAACGAAUGGAGCAACCGUGCCUUUAAGAGAAGAGGAGAUGCUUGGAAAGUUUGAAGGAGAGAGUGAGACAACUGAGUCUGCAUUGUUACCCUCAGGAGAUGAUUCUAAUUCAGGCGAGAACAAUAAUGAUCCAAAUGUGAAGGUAAAUACAGCUUUGGCACUCGCCACCCAAACUGACCAGAGAAUAAAGAACAUGACGUCUCAUGUCGUACCCCAACCUGAUGGAGAAAAACUUAUGUCUCACAUUGAAGGUGAAAGCGAUGACAUGCAUAAUGGAACCAAAACAGAUCGCUACGACUUUUCCGUAAUUGGAAAUGGGAGCAUAGAAGACAAAAAAGUGAAUCCUUUGCACCAUUUCGCACCCACAAAGAAGAGGGACUUUCCAAAACCAACCACUUUGAUCAGCUUUAGAAGGACAACUACUCCACUUCCAAAAUUCGGUCUGGCUCAUGACAGGCCUCAUGGCAGCGGAGGAGAGUCAACAGGCAGUGGUGAUUAUUAUGUGUCAGCAAAUGAACACCAUCAGAACCAAACUUAUCCACACAGGGUAACCAAAGUUUCCCCAUCGAGAAAGACAAAGAAACAAACAGGCAUUUUUGGAGCUGAAGACGAGGCAACAAUAACAAAAUGCGAAAAAAUGGGGAAAACAGAUUACAGAAAGAAGUGUCCUCAUGGAUGGCUUGCAUUCGACGAAUUCUGCUAUUUGUUUGCAUCACAAUCAAAUGGAAGAUGGGAAGAGUUCCCGCAAAAGUGCAAUAAAGAAAAUGGUCUUCUUGCGAUGCCGAAAACAGACAAAGAAGUACAAUAUUUACAAAAUAUAAUAUCUUCGUUGAAACAUCGCACGAAAAUUUUCUAUAUUGGACUGCGAAAGAAGGGAGGAAUCUGGACAUGGGUUGACGAUGUACCCUACACACGUGACGUUGAAGUGAAAGAUGAGCUGGAGAACAAAAAUUGCGCAGUUUUAUCUGAAGGUUCUAUUAACAUGGUUUCGUGCAGGGAGCCGAAGACUGGAUUCAUCUGCGAAAUAAGGACAGGAGUACUAGUAUUGCCUAUUCUGGCGUUUGGCGACAGUCUCACAAACGGUUUCCAUGCUGAUGAUUUAAGUCACACGCCAUACGGCAACACUCUGGAGUUUCUGCUGAACAAAGACCAACACAGAUGUUAUACCGUGACUACAGUAGCUAAAGACGGUACUGAAGCAGCUGAAAUGUCUAAACGGCUUCAAGAUCACCUAAAAAGCGCUAAAUCCAAAUAUUCCUGGAUCAUAAUACUAGCCGGCACAAAAGACAUCGCUCACAACAGUCACAAUCGGAACAGAAGGGCCUGGGACAAAGCGGCGGAACACAUCAUUAACCUUCACAUUACAUCUCAUCGCUAUGGCGCGAAAAGUGUGGCGGUGACAAUACCUGAGAUGGACUGCGAGGAAUCCAAGAGACCGCCUUGUCUGCACACGCAUCUGGAAAGGAAAUACAUCAAUGAAAAAUUAAGAUAUUAUGCAAGAUCCAACGAAUUUACCAUCCUCUGUGACCUGGCAGAGAAAUUUCCACGAUACUCGUUAAGUAGCGAGGAACGAAAACAAAUGUGGGAGGUGGGAUUGCACAUGAAGUCUGCAGGGUAUGAACGCAUGGCGGAGAUCAUUUAUAAAGACCUGUUAGCUCAUGUUUGAUAUUAGCAUAGAGUCACCUUGUAGCUUGUCGUUGAAAAGAAAGCUAAAAGGCUAAGGGUUCUGUUUUAAGAUUUCCCGAAAAAACCUGUUUUGUUUUUACACCGACAUUCUUUAACACAUAGCCAUUAUUAAGUAGUGACAUGUACAACGAUGCUUGCAAUUUUUGCGUAUAAAGUCAAUUCAGAGAGCGCUACUGGUUCUCGUGUGCAGGGAGUAUCCAGUGAGGCUUUGGAUUAUCGUGAAAGUCACUAAAUAACGCAUAGGUAUCUCUGGUGAUAAUUUCACAUUCUGAAUGUAAUACUCUUAAUACAGCAAGGUUUAGACCGAAAUAAAAAAGGAACUGAGACGAUAAGUACAUCGUUCUAAAAGAGACCCGCAAUUGUGUCCAAUUAUCAAAACGGUUUGUUUUAAACGCGCAAAGGUAUUUAUAAGUUAGCCAUGUUCAAUCAUUAUAAUCGAAUGUACUAACUCUAUGAAAAAUUCAGUUUUCAAUUAAAGCUUUGACUUUUGA
Messenger RNA from Stylophora pistillata, 3564 nucleotides. RefSeq lists its product as uncharacterized. The record is from RefSeq and is a predicted model, not a curated record. Gene Ontology annotation, molecular function: phosphatidylcholine lysophospholipase A1 activity. NCBI's taxonomy places the organism in Eukaryota, Metazoa, Cnidaria, Anthozoa, Scleractinia, Pocilloporidae.